AUGGAUUCUCCAACGCGUCCCAUCGUCAGCCCCUCAAAGGUCCUCCACCCGGUAUCGCCGGAACGCAUGAAUCAGCAAACAAUCCCUGCCUCGCCGUCGCUGCCCGCGGAUCUCCUGAAUUUACACCACAAAAACACCAAGGGGGUUUCCGAAGUCCAGGCCAAAGUUGCGUUUCUCAACAGCCUUUCGCGAGGGGGCAGUCCCAUGGCCCACGCCCAAGCCGCGGCAAACAAUGCGGCCCUCCAGCGGGCGAUCCUUGGGCGCGAGGAAGCCGAGUCGGCUCUGGCGUCUGUGCAAGAGGAACUCUCCGAAGCGCAAUCACGGGAGCGCCGCAUCAGCGAGCGACUCGAAUCUCUGCUAGAAGAAUUACAUGGUACCAAAGAGCGCCAGGCACACGAGCGAUCAAUUUUCGAGAAAGAGAUCAGGAAAGCUCGCAAAGAAGCUUUCCGAGCAGGUUCGACCCUGGUCAAACUGCAGGAAGAACUAAAGCAUUCAAAGUCUGAGACCAAGGCCUUGAAAGACGAAGUCGCUGCGGAGCGGGAGUCGAAGGACAAGGCGAAGCAAGAGGCAUUUGAACGUGCGUAUGCUCUUGCUGGCCUCACCGAAGAACUCGAGGUCCUCAAAGGCAAACUACGUUCUAUGGAGGCAACCAACCAUUCGAACACACUAGAAGUCAGGGCACACGAGAUUCGGACGGAAGACUUCGGACGGAUUUCCCUUGCUGAGGGUGAUCUCGCCUUCUUGACAACCCCGCGGCGACCCAAGCGGGCUGCUGUGGGAUCGGUCAAAUCCUCUGCACCCGAAAAGGAGGCCGACGAAAUUGCCGAAGCCACUCCCCCCAAGCGACAGCGUCUUUCAGAAUGCACAACAACCGCCGGGCUCGAAGAGACAACUACCGAUAUCUUGCCAUCCGAUUUGGACGACGGAAUAUUAGAUGAGUUGAAGGAUGAGCUUGACUACGAACGUCGCCGUCGUGUCGAGGCAGAGGAGAUGGUACAUUUUUUGAACAUCGAGUGCCAGUUUGAACGCUGCUCUUGCCGAAUCGCCGAGAGCGAAGGUCGUCGAUACAUCUACGAUGCCGAGUACUUCGAAACUUUCCAAAAGCCCCAAAUUGAGGCGGAGGCCAAAGCUGCUCGGCAAGCCCUUGCUCGCGAGGCCCACGCUCAUGAGACACACGUUCACCAGAUGGAUCCCCAUCCUCAAUCGAGCCAUACCCCGAGCGUCGAACCCCCGGCACCUGUCCUUCACCGUCCCGAACCGCAAGCGGAACCUCAGUCUGAACCUGUCGUGAAGUCCGAGCCCAGGGACCCGCCUGAGAAGAUGCAGAUACCUGAAGAGCCAUUGGUGACUUUUUCUCCGGAAACGGGAACGUUUAAGACGUUCCCAUCGCCUCUCCGCGACAAUGCCCCGCCCCGACGGGCUGAUUUCCUCCCAACCCCCGACCUGCCUGACCUGCAUCCCUCCAUCAAGAACUGGAAGGACUCAUCUGCCUCGUCAAACUACCAUGCCGACAAUUCCGCCCCCUCUGAAGAGCCGAGGUCCUCCCGAAUGGUCCAUGCUACCCCUGCCGAGUCUAUAUUUAGUGAAACUACCAAUGCCCGUCUAUCUGUGGAAUCUCGACCCGCCAGGCAUCGAGAGAGAGACUAUCACCAGCCAACACACUCCACUACCAAACGAGUUCCUCUUCGCGAAGCAACCGACUCACGGACCUCUGGUUCGUCUAGUUUUGCCCCCGACACCCCCAUCAACCGAGAAGAAGCCCUCGCCCAGAUUGCAGCCCGGCGUAACCGUGCCCGCAGCAAGCAACGCUCCGUGAGCGCAAACGAAGCAACCGGCCACUCCGGGUCCACUGGAAGCACAGCCCCGACUCCGGGUCGCGGCCCAAGACGCAUGCCCAAUCUCCGGGCAGACGGCAAGAGCGAAAAUGACCUGGCAGAGCGCAGGGACUUGAGCGCACCGGUACGGAUGUCCCGACGUUGA
This is a messenger RNA of Penicillium canariense, 1980 nucleotides long. RefSeq lists its product as uncharacterized. The record is from RefSeq and is a predicted model, not a curated record. NCBI's taxonomy places the organism in Eukaryota, Fungi, Ascomycota, Eurotiomycetes, Eurotiales, Aspergillaceae. The coding region runs from base 1 to 1980 and encodes 659 amino acids. The transcript has a single exon.